GUGAUUUUAUUUAAAUACUGCAGAUAAUACUUUUAUUUAGUACAAAACAUUUGAAUUAAAUUAUCUUAGGUAAUGAUAUGUAAAUUUCGUUUUUAUCAGUUUUUUAUAAACUGCUACUUAUUGCAGCAUUAAUUAAUUAAUACAUACUUGUUUUAUGUGUAUCCACAUAUUGAGUAAAUAAAUGUAAUUAAGUCAAGUAAUACGUAGUUGUUAAUUAAGUUUAAAAAUAAUGUAAACUUUUUUAAAAUUAACGUUGAGGGUUAUUGAGCCACUUUUUAUUAUCUAUGAGAAAAAAAACAGACAUUCAAAUUGAACGAAACAUAACCAAACAUUCUCCAUUCUAUAAUUUCAAUAUCUAUGACGUAUAUAACGGAUUUCUUGGUUUCAAAGGAGUUCUGUAACUUGGUAAAGUAUAAAACAGAUAAAAAAUUGCAAAGAUACUCGUAUAUACAUAAACACACUGCUGAAUUAUACUGUAGCAACAUGAAUUUGAACACAGUUACAAAUACUUCUGCGUCUCCCCUCAGGAAAUUUCAAUUAAGUGAUAUACAGAAUACAAUAGACUUACUACAGCACGACGAUAAUGCUGAAAGAUUACAAAGACGAAGUUUAGUUGGAAGCAAAGUGGACAUUCCUGAAAUGAGCGGUCUCAUUAAAGUAGGAGAGCAACAACUAAUACAAGACCACUUCCAGUUAUGUGUGAAAAUGUUUGUAGAAAAUAAAAUUAAUACAAAGAAUGUGUGGAAUUUAAAGGCUAUUGAUUAUAUGGAAACAGUACUACAAUUGCAAUCAAGCAAUAAGAAUUUCCUUCACAUUGGAGGUACAUCAUUGGAUAUAUGUUCUAAAGUUUAUGGUUUAAGAGUAGAUGAUCUAUAUGCAAGUGGACUUCAACUUGUAGACAGCAUAACACGAUCUGAUGUAAAAUCAAUAGAAAUUGGUCAUUCAGAUGAAGAAAAUGAAAAUCAUAAAAAGAAAAGCAAAAAGAAAUCAAAAAAAGGAAGACCAGAAUUGAAAAGCACUGUUGUAAAAGACUUAAAGUCAAUAACAGGAAAUCUCCCAAAAUUAGAGUUAAACCACUUCCAAACCAGAUUAGGUGUUGAUACUGGCAAUACUGGUUUAUUAUUCACUAAUACUUUACAAAUGCAUCCUUUUAAUUACAGUUUCCUAAUAGUAAGUAGUCAAGUACCUUGGGUAUCUUAUUCUAAUUUAUUUACCAAACCAGUAAAUGACUCAACUAGAUCGUACAUUUGGCCUUUAAGAUGUACUGAAAAUGCGUUGGUAAUUUGCAAAGCAUUUACCAAUUUUGAAAUAAAUCAAUUAAAUCCCGAUGAAAGUGGCAGUUGCAUAAUGCAUCAGAGUUUUGACAGUAUAAUAAUCAACGAAAAGGGUCUCCCAGUUGCCGAAUUGGAUGGAUCUGUUCACGAUUCUUUUAACAUUAAAAAUGGUAUUCAAGGCCUAGAUGAUGUAGAUAAUCCUGAAGUGCAAUACAAAAUUUAUAAUGAGCCCGAACAUCUUCUGACUUUUAAACCUGAAGAUCAUGCAACCGUUUGUAAUGAGUAUUCUUACGCCUGUUGUGGCUCUUACAUAAAUAAUAGCAGAAACACAAUAACUCAAAUGUGGGCAGGCCCUAGCCACUGGAAAUUAAAAUAUAUACGCCCAGCAGUAAGGAAGUUUUCUGGAAUAGAGCAAAGACAAAAAAAUGGGAGAAGAGAAAAAGAGACGCUUUCUGUUAUAAAUUUUUAUAGUUGUCCUAAAUUAACAACUGUUAAGUACAAAUCAAAGAAAACUUCGUGUCUACAUAACGCUGGCAGGCUAACCAUACCAGAGAAUCACGUUCAGAAGAUGUUUACCGAUUUUGGAAUAAAAUUGGCAAGCAAGCCGCUUGUAAUUUAUCCUAGAAAUUCGAGGAAAAUGUUAACUAAUUUAGAACCCGAUUUACCCUUCAAUUAUAAAAAUCCGAACGAUUCGGAAUAUUGUUGCGAAAAUAAUCUCGAGCGAAGAUCUUUCGAGGUUCAAGAAGGAAAAAAUCCUAGUGAUGAAUACCAAAAUGAAGACUGUGACAAUGUUAAGCAAGCGGAGAAAAAUGACAACUUUAUCGGCGAAAAUUUAGUUUCCUGUCCGCAAAUUGUCCAAAAGUCGUUCAUACCCUAUGCUCUAACGUCUAAAAAGCUCGAUAUUCGACAACUUAAAAAUGCCGUAUGGAAAUUCAUUGAAUCGGAAGAUGUUAAGAAAAAUGUUCAAGUUGCACAGAGACAACCAAUUCUAUUUUCCAAAAUUUAUAAAAAAGUUCCUAAUUUAAUAUCAAAGAAAUUAAAGGAGGAAGUGAGUUUACCUGUUACUUUUGUAGCCUUUCUGCACUUGGUUAAUGAGCACAAUUUGAUAAUUGAAAAACAUAUAAAUGACAUAACUGAUUUUAAAAUUAAAGUAAAAUGAUUUUGUAUGCCAUAUAAAAAUGUUUCCACAUACAAAAUAUAUUAUAAAUACAAGUGGAUUUUUUGUUCUCACACCAUGUCAUUUUUAUUUAUUUAAAUUGAUUGAGUGAUUGAAUA
This is a messenger RNA of Agrilus planipennis (emerald ash borer), 2549 nucleotides long. RefSeq names its product condensin complex subunit 2. Gene Ontology annotation, molecular function: chromatin binding. The transcript has 12 exons. Gene Ontology annotation, biological process: mitotic chromosome condensation. NCBI's taxonomy places the organism in Eukaryota, Metazoa, Arthropoda, Insecta, Coleoptera, Buprestidae. Bases 358 to 2433 code for a protein of 691 amino acids. The record is from RefSeq and is a predicted model, not a curated record. Gene Ontology annotation, cellular component: condensin complex.